Messenger RNA from Ochotona curzoniae (black-lipped pika), 640 nucleotides. RefSeq names its product glia maturation factor gamma (gene GMFG). Gene Ontology annotation, molecular function: actin binding; Arp2/3 complex binding. The transcript is spliced from 7 exons. Gene Ontology annotation, cellular component: actin cortical patch. Gene Ontology annotation, biological process: actin filament debranching; negative regulation of Arp2/3 complex-mediated actin nucleation. The record is from RefSeq and is a predicted model, not a curated record. The coding region runs from base 84 to 512 and encodes 142 amino acids. NCBI's taxonomy places the organism in Eukaryota, Metazoa, Chordata, Mammalia, Lagomorpha, Ochotonidae.
CCCGUCCCCUGCAGCCCCAAUCCGGUCCCACCCCCCAGAGGCGAAGGAACUGAGAGCAGAGGAGGCCUCUGGACAGAAAAGCCAUGUCUGACUCCCUGGUGGUGUGCGAAGUGGACCCAGAGCUUAAGGAAAAGCUGAGGAAAUUCCGCUUCCGAAAAGAGACGGACAACGCAGCCAUCAUCAUGAAGGUGGACAGAGACCGGCAGAUGGUGGUGCUGGAGGAGGAGUUUCAGAACAUCUCCCCAGAGGAACUCAAAAUGGAGUUGCCAGAGAGACAGCCCAGGUUCGUGGUUUACAGCUAUAAAUACCUGCACGCGGACGGCCGAGUGUCUUACCCUCUGUGUUUCAUCUUUUCCAGCCCUGUAGGCUGCAAGCCCGAGCAGCAGAUGAUGUACGCUGGUAGUAAAAACAGGCUGGUGCAGACGGCCGAGCUCACGAAGGUGUUUGAAAUCCGCACCACCGAAGACCUCACCGAGGCCUGGCUCCGAGAGAAGCUGGCUUUCUUUCGUUGACUCUUCCGAUCUGGCUUGGAUUGCUGACGUCCGAUUCUCCAAGGGGCUGGGGACUGGGGAUCCAUCCCCCCUCCCGCACCAGCACGAGAAAAAGCUGAGACCUUAAAUAAAUUAAAAACUCAGAGGGA